AUGGCCGAGGAUGACCCGGAACAUGACGGUGUCAUGGUGGUUAAAGUGACUGGGCAGGGCGCCGAGUCGCUGGCGAGGACCUGGUGUAGCGAGAGAGGAAAGAAUUCGGUCAUUCGGCUGGUGAAAUUCAUGCUCAAAGCCAAAUUAGCGGCAUGGCUCCGGCUGGCAUGCCGGCAGGAUGACGAAGAACGGGUUAAUGUACACUGUACAGUUUCUUCGUCGAUGAAUUACUUGCGCAGGGCUGCCUUCUUGUCCAAGCCAGCCUUCUGA
This is a messenger RNA of Penicillium coprophilum, 270 nucleotides long. RefSeq lists its product as uncharacterized. Lineage: Eukaryota; Fungi; Ascomycota; Eurotiomycetes; Eurotiales; Aspergillaceae. The transcript has a single exon. The record is from RefSeq and is a predicted model, not a curated record. Bases 1 to 270 code for a protein of 89 amino acids.